Jaculus jaculus (lesser Egyptian jerboa) is the source of this 1001-nucleotide messenger RNA. RefSeq names its product sorting nexin 12 (gene Snx12). Lineage: Eukaryota; Metazoa; Chordata; Mammalia; Rodentia; Dipodidae. The transcript has 5 exons. Gene Ontology annotation, molecular function: phosphatidylinositol-3-phosphate binding. Bases 90 to 581 code for a protein of 163 amino acids. Gene Ontology annotation, cellular component: retromer complex; early endosome membrane. The record is from RefSeq and is a predicted model, not a curated record. Gene Ontology annotation, biological process: late endosome to Golgi transport; endocytic recycling.
AUUUUGCAAGCGGGAGGGGCCGUGCGUGCUCUUGCCUCCGGCUUCCCCCCCCCCACCCUUUCCCUGGUCCUGGUGUCUCCUUCGGAAAGAUGUCGGACACGGCGGUAGCUGACACUCGGCGCCUUAACUCGAAGCCUCAGGAUCUAACUGACGCUUACGGGCCUCCAAGUAACUUCCUGGAGAUAGACAUCUUUAAUCCACAGACGGUGGGCGUGGGCCGCGCGCGCUUCACCACCUAUGAGGUUCGCAUGCGGACAAACCUACCUAUCUUCAAGCUGAAGGAAUCAUGUGUACGGCGGCGCUACAGUGACUUUGAGUGGCUGAAAAAUGAGCUGGAGCGAGAUAGUAAGAUUGUAGUACCACCACUGCCUGGAAAAGCCUUGAAGCGGCAGCUCCCUUUCCGAGGAGAUGAAGGGAUCUUUGAGGAGUCUUUCAUUGAAGAAAGGAGGCAGGGCCUCGAACAGUUUAUUAACAAAAUUGCUGGGCAUCCACUGGCUCAGAAUGAACGCUGCCUACACAUGUUCCUGCAGGAGGAGGCAAUUGACAGGAACUACGUCCCUGGGAAGGGUCUUAUGAUGUAGCCCUGGUUAACCUGGAACAUACUAUGUAUAUCAAGCUGGCUUUAAAUUUGUGACAAUCCUCCUGCCUCUGCCUUCUGAUUGCUGAAAUUACAGAUGUACACCACCAUGCCUGGUUUGCCUUUUAUACUGCUUCUUGAAUAUUGUUUUAUGUUCUCUGAGCACUUAGGCAUCUGGAUUUUAUUUCUCCCUCUACCCAAAUUCCAAGUUUUUACUUCUCUGUCAUAAGAGUACAGUGCCCCUGCCCAUAGACUUGUCAAGCAAUAUCCUAGCCUUACUGCUUCUUGACCAUCAUGGGUGUUCUUCCUCCUCCUUUCAUUCUCCUUUUUCUUCCUUUUUUUGAGACAGGGUCUCUCUGUGGCGUGUGGGUUGGCUUUGAACUUAUGGUCCUCUUGCCUCUGCUUCCUGAGUGCUGGAAUUACA